Owenia fusiformis is the source of this 1030-nucleotide messenger RNA. NCBI's taxonomy places the organism in Eukaryota, Metazoa, Annelida, Polychaeta, Sabellida, Oweniidae. The record is from the annotation of a GenBank genome assembly.
ACUAUCUGGGAGGGGAGUACUAAAACAUCUGUAAAAGGAGAAUGAGUUGCACAAUCCGGAAGGUCAAUGGGUUCAUUCUCUGAGCAGGUUCCUCACGUAGCCAGUUCUAUUUCGCAAAUUACUGAUACCAGUUCGAUCUAUUUUUUUGUAAGUCACGUUCAAAUAUUUCAAGAGCACAUGAUAAAGACGAGAACCACCAUUUUAAGCGAUCGUAACAACGUUUGAAUCGUGGAACAGUGAAAAAAACCUCCACAAUGUCAAAUAGUCCUGUAGCAGGGAAAGAAAUGACCUCAUAUGAAGAGGAAUCACAGGCUUCAAAACUUUCUAGGAAAAUUCAAGAAGCCCCAUAUGUCCCAUUAGGAUGGGCUGGUCUAAUAGGUGCAUGUGUUUAUGCCGCUACUCAGUACAAGCAUCGAGGACGUGAAUCGACAUCUGUGUUCCUAAUGAAGCUUCGUGUUGGAGCCCAGAGUAUGGUAGUUGGUGCCAUAGCAUUAGGUAUGGGAUACACCCUCCUUAAAGACUAUGUGAAGAAAGAGAAUAAACAAAAAGCAAGUGACUCCAAUUCAGAGCAAUAGCAUGGAAAUAAAUUAGGCAAUUUUAUUAUAAGAGAAUUCCAGAAACAUAUACUCAUUAUGAAUCAUCAUGGAUGCAAGGAAGGAUACAUACAUUAUGACUGAUAUUGUGUUAUUUUAAAAUAAUGGAAUAAACAAUUUAUACAAUGAAUAACGGAAUAAAAUAUCCAUUGAUGGAUAGACUAAAUGAAGAAUACAGAUUUAUGGACGAUCUUGUGAUAAAUACUUGUAUACUACAAGGAAUGUACAUGUAUGAUGCUUUGUACUUGAUGCUUUCAAUUAGUAGAAAUCAUGUACAUAUUGUAUUGGUACGAAAGCAAAAUCAAAAUGACUGGAAACCUGUCUUUUAUAAUAGAUGUAUCGCAUACUGACUUUGUCCUCUCCUAUCUCCUAUUCUACAAAAACACUAAAUAUUAGAUUAAUGCAUGUAAGGAUAACAGGCCCGUAGCCAGGAUUUG